Lycium ferocissimum is the source of this 892-nucleotide messenger RNA. RefSeq lists its product as uncharacterized. The record is from RefSeq and is a predicted model, not a curated record. Gene Ontology annotation, molecular function: serine-type endopeptidase activity. Gene Ontology annotation, cellular component: mitochondrial inner membrane peptidase complex; membrane. Lineage: Eukaryota; Viridiplantae; Streptophyta; Magnoliopsida; Solanales; Solanaceae. Bases 166 to 672 code for a protein of 168 amino acids. Gene Ontology annotation, biological process: mitochondrial respiratory chain complex assembly. The transcript is spliced from 6 exons.
UUUCAGUGCUCAGCUUAUGUACAUUAUUCCCUCUAUAGCUACAUCGCAGAUACCUUAAGUUGCUCGGACUCGGUUGCGGAUCUAGAGGUCGGAUUCAACAAAAUCUAAAUUUUAAGAUUCGGAAGUACGGAUCCAGUGUGUGCAGAUGAUUUAGGUGGCCAAAAUAUGGGAACUGUGAACUUCGUCUGGAAUUUAGCUAAGAAUUAUUUCACCUUUGGGCUCAUAGGCCUUACCAUCUCUGAUCGGUAUGCUAGUAUUGUCCCUGUUGGUGGCAUUUCAAUGUCUCCCACAUUUAAUCCACAUGAUGGCAGUUCCGUGAGAUCCUUGACUCGUGACUUUGUUGUAGUGGAGAAGCUUUGCCUAGAAAAAUACAAGUUUUCCCUCGGCGAUGUGGUUGUCUUCAGCUCUCCGACUAAUCAUAAAGAGAAAAAUAUAAAGAGAAUAACAGCCUUACCAGGUGACUUGGUCAGUACCCCUCAUUAUGAUGCAGUAGUGAUCCCUGAAGGACAUUGUUGGGUUGAAGGCGACAAUCAGGCUUGGAGCUUGGACUCAAGAUCCUUUGGCCCGAUCCCUCUGGGUUUGGUUCGUGGCAGGGUUACCCAUGUUGUAUGGCCUCCUCACCGGGUUGGUAAAGUUGAAAGAAUGACACCAAAUAGCAUAGCACCUUUCUAAUUGUAUUUUGAGUAUAUCACAAAAUUCAACUUGAUUUAUUUCUUAGGCAGUUGCCUCCUAUAGGCAGCUCUUCUGUAGGAAGACAUCAACAUUUGAGUAUUAUAGGCUGCAUAUUCAGUUACUCACUGUUCAUUGUAGCCCAGAAUCAUUCUCUUGUAUGUGUUUAUUUCUUGGAAAUUUGUGCUGCUGUAGUGGAACAGUUAAAAUUCUGAUUGCUUUA